Etheostoma spectabile (orangethroat darter) is the source of this 1308-nucleotide messenger RNA. RefSeq names its product cytosolic sulfotransferase 1. Gene Ontology annotation, molecular function: sulfotransferase activity. Lineage: Eukaryota; Metazoa; Chordata; Actinopteri; Perciformes; Percidae. The transcript has 8 exons. The coding region runs from base 116 to 946 and encodes 276 amino acids. The record is from RefSeq and is a predicted model, not a curated record.
AAGUGGUAUACAACAAGGAGAGAGGAAGGAAAACAGAUUGUUGUCUGAGAAAAUUCCAAGCAGAAGAAAGAGAAAAAGUGUCUGAAAUACAGCAGAGAAACCAGCAGCAUUCAGAAUGCCAUUGGAGAUGGACAAGCUCUCUCGACCAGAAAUGUUUGACUUUCAGGCCAGGCCAGAUGAUAUACUUAUUGCAACAUACCCCAAAGCAGGAACAACAUGGGUCUCUUACAUCCUUGACCUGCUAAAUUUUGGUCAGUCAGAGCAUCAGAAAUCCAUCCCAAUCUUUGAAAGAGUGCCUUUUUUGGAGCUCAUCAUCCCAGCUUACGGCUCAGGGAAAGACAUGGUAGACAACCUCCUGACUUCUCCUCGAAUCAUUAAAACUCACUUUCCAAUCCAGUUUGUGCCAAAGUCCUUUUGGGAGCAAAACUGCAGGAUGGUCUACGUGGCACGCAAUGCCAAAGACAACAUGGUGUCUUAUUUUCACUUUGAUCGCAUGAACCAGAUUCAGCCAGAGGCUGGAGAAUGGAGCAGCUUCUUCCACAGAUUCAUGGAGGGAAAGAUGGUGUUUGGAUCCUGGUAUGACCAUGUGAACGGCUGGUGGGAGAAGAAACAGACAUACUCAAAAAUCCACUACAUGUUCUACGAAGAUCUGAUUGAGGAUACUGGACGGGAAAUAGACAAACUCUGCUCCUUUCUUGGUUUGUCUCGUUCAGCCGAGGAGAAGAACAGAGUUACUCGUGGAGUGCAGUUUGACAGCAUGAAAAAGGACGACAUGGCGAACUACUCUACGAACUUUGUUAUGGACUUCAAAAUUUCUCCUUUUAUGAGAAAAGGGAAGGUUGGUGACUGGAAGAACCAUUUCACUGUGGCCCAGAAUGAACAGUUUGAUGAAGACUACAAGAAAAAGAUGAAGAAUUCCACACUUCAGUUCCGCACUGACAUUUAAACGGGACUGGACAGGCUGUGUAGAUUGGACGUGUGGUGUUUUUGUGAAAGAAAAUCAAGUUAUUGUUGCCUCUAAUGCAGUGAUUCUCAAAGUGGGGUUUGUAGCACUCUGCCAGGGGGUCCGUGAAAAGUUUUCAGAUUCCUUCUUUUAAAUCAUGAUUUUUUUCUUUUUUUUCAAAAGGCAUUAUAGUUCCACAAAUAAUUUUUCAUAUUCUUAAAUCUGUAACAGUUUAUACAUUUAUUUUAUAUAUUUAACAUUUCUUUCAUAGCACUAAAGUGUAGCAAAAAUGCAAAUGUAGAAAAUUAACCAAUGUUGUAAUUGAUCAAAAAUCCUUGAAUAAAAAUGUAAUCCUGUUCACCACA